AUGGCGCAAGCUCGCCAUCCUCAACAGCAGCCUCCGCCGCCGCAGUUCUCUACUCAGCCCUUCUCCCCGCCUGUCUCGUCCCCAUCUCCAAAUUCGAUGGCUUCCCCUGUGAACGGAGCCGUUGCACCCCCUCCAUCGAAGCGUCCUCGCUUGUCUCCUCUACCACCGUCGCAAACGCAGUCUCCUUAUGGAUCCCCAAGUUUCAACGCAAUGCAACUUCCGCAAAACCCACCCCCUAUGAACGGCCAGCCGAUGAAUAUGAACACCAUGAACAUGGCUUCGUCGCCUGCUCCCGCUCCCCCCGGGACUAUGGGACCCCCUUCUCGCCCAGCAGAUAAGACGACGGACGCUGCCGAGCUGACGGACGUUCUAGCCUCAUCUGGAAUUGAUGUGAAAGAGGAGGAAGCUUUUCUCACUCGGAGCUUCUCAGGGCAGAAUGCGCAGGCGCAACCUCCCCAAAGAGGUCCACAUACACAUCAUCCGCCCCCAACCAACACUUCUUUUACUUCUCAGGGUUCCGCAGGCACUCUCUCUGCUUCUAACAGCUUUGGUGAAUUGCCUCAAAUGAAACCGACGAUUUCGCACGAUUCAUACGGCGCGGACCCAUCUUCUCAAGCCCAUGUUCCGUUCAAAGACCCUAACGAACCAACUCGCGAAGACACAGUCGCAGCGAGACGGGCACAGUACCACAUCCAGGAACCAUUCCUGAUUACAAAACUUCUCGAACAAAAGCUCCAGAAGCGAGGCUUUGACUUGGGUGUUCGGAUUCCUUCCGAGGGACUGUUCCACCCAGUACCCGGUCGACCCCAGCCAAUCGAAGUCACUGGUCCUGAUGGCUCCUCUGUUGUCCGCACUGGUCAAACAAUCCUCAACCAGGAGGGUGCCCCUCUGGUGGACAUUUUGAACCUUCUGUCAAUUUCCACCGAGGAACGAUUCAGAGGUGUCAUCGAAUAUUCUGCGACUCUCGCUCGCAGUCGCCGAGCACAUUCUCAUGGUGUCGUUCCCAUCGAAUGGAAGGACCUUGCACAGCCUCUUGCGCAAACUAAGGGGAAUACUCAAAAUCUUCAAACCCCAGUCAAGCGCCCACAUACUGCCAUAGAUCCUACUAAAAAGCCAACCACGGAACGAUUCCGGGUGACUCUCAACCGGGAGACUUCGAUUGAGGACAGGCGCGCAUCCAAGCGUGCCAAGCGCAAUAGCAAUGCUAUUCUCAACGAGGCUGGUCGAGCCGACUCCGUCGAUCCAAUGGGAUCCGCACCUUCCACCCCGAUCGGUGAAAGAGCACCUGGUACUGACAAAAAGUCAAUGACUAAGAAGGAGGCGCGGAAAAUGACGGAUUCCAAGGCAAGCGAAGCCCAGCAGCAUGCGCAAUCCGUGGAGACGGCCCGAAUGGCUCUGGGCAAUGCUGCUCCCCGUACCAGCAUGUUCGGUAAAAAGUCAUACUCGUGGCUGAAGUCUUCAGGAACUGGUAGUGGAUUUUCAUCUCCAUCGCGCCAGGCCCCUUCAACUCCCACCGCUGGUCCCGAAAAGCCCAGCCUGGGAGAUUCAACACCCACUCAAACCCAACGCCGCCUUGGGUUAUGGCGCGAAGAUCAAGACAGGGGGGCAGGCAUUCAGGUCCGAGAUGUUUUGUUCAUGCUUGAGUCUGACGGACGGGCAAUCAGACAUGUGCAACGGGGUUACCUGAAGGAUCCUAAAGAGGACCGCGAUCGUGCAAUCUGA
Penicillium soppii is the source of this 1722-nucleotide messenger RNA. RefSeq lists its product as uncharacterized. Gene Ontology annotation, biological process: DNA-templated transcription initiation. Lineage: Eukaryota; Fungi; Ascomycota; Eurotiomycetes; Eurotiales; Aspergillaceae. The coding region runs from base 1 to 1722 and encodes 573 amino acids. The transcript is spliced from 2 exons. Gene Ontology annotation, cellular component: transcription factor TFIID complex. The record is from RefSeq and is a predicted model, not a curated record.